AUUAUCUGCCCAGGAGCACUCAUUUCGCCCAUUCCUAAAAGAAAUCAUUCAAUUUGAAAAAAUUGGAUGAAACCAUGAAAAAUGGCCAAGAAUAAGUCGACUGUGUACCUAGGAUACGAGGAUGAGGAGGUUACGGCCAAGCAGGAGCAGUUCCUGAACAGUUGUACCAACAAAAUCGGCGGCACACCCGAUUGGCCCAGACACGAGGUGACCAUUCCGUCAUGCCCGCUGUGCGGUGCAGUGCGUCCCCUGAUCGUGCAGAUGUACGCGCCGCUGGAUCGCUCCCAAUUCCAUCGCAGCCUUUACGUUUUCGGAUGCGUGAGCCCCGCCUGCUCUCAGAAUUCCAAGAGCUGGUGCUGUGUGCGCACUCAGCACCUGGACCACCAGUUCGAGGUGAUCAGCGAGCAUUCGCCGAAGGCCACGCCCACUAAGAAGCAGCACUCCAAAAAGAAGGGAAAGUCCAGCGCCUUGCAGGCUGUAACCUGGUGUAGCGGAGCGGAUGACUGGGGCGACAGCAGCGGUGGAGCCACCGAGUCGGCCAGAACCAUAUCCGUGACAUUAGACGAGGCUAUGGACAUCACCGCGGACGACGAGCAGAACGAACGGAAUGGCAAUGUGCGACCGAAUGCUCUGCAGUACGCCAAGGCAGACAUCCAAAUGGAUGAACCAGCCAAGCUUGAGCAAGUAAAGAUUGCCGGCGAUGACGACGACGACGAGGACGAGAGCACUUCGGUGGAGAACGACCUGAUCUCGGGCUUUCAUCAAAUGGACAUGAUAUCGCCUCAAAACGCCGACGAUGAUCCAAAUGCUAAUUGUGCAGCAGCAGCCGCUCCCAAUUUGGAUGGAGCCGGAGCCAGUGCAGCCUCAGCGGCCAUUUGUGCUGAGAUCGAGGGUCCCGAAACCGAUCUGGUGCUGGUCGACACGCCCAAGAAGCCGGAACGCGAUCUAAUUGCCUUGUUAAAGCACACCUCGAGUUCGCUGUCGCAGAUUAAGGACUUUACGCUAAAGUCCUACUACAUUGCCGUGGAUGUGGAGAGUAAGACCCAGAUGGAGGAGUACGAAAACUUCGGCGGCGCCUUGUCCAUGGACCACAUUCGUGAUUUGUAUCAGGAGUACAAGCUGAGAGAUGAAGAUGCGGGUCAGUCACCGACCGGCGGUGCAUCUGGAUCAGCAGAGCAGGGCGAUGAGCACGAGUCCUAUGAGAAAGCGUUGCCUGCCCAUGGCGACUUGGUGUUUCACAACUUUAUCACUACCAUCCAUCAGAAUCCGGGCCAGUUGUUAAGAUAUUCCCGGGAUGCGCUUCCGCUGUUGGUGGCCCCGUUGACAGAACCACUUCCCAAGUGCCAGAAUUGCAAGGGAGAGACCAUCUGCGAGGUGCAACUGCUACCCACACUGAUUCCCAAGCUGCGGUUCCAGGUGAACGGUUGUAAUGCACCAAUCGAGUAUGGCAACGUGCUAGUCUUCACCUGCCUUAAGAGCUGCUGGGACACACCCGACCUGAUGCGAUACGAACAUAUUGUGGUUCAGUCCGAAUCUUAAGGUGGCAUCCGGCCAUUUCCCAAAGCCAUUAGAACCCUUCGCUGUAGCUGCUACGAUUGCAGGCUGG
Molecule: messenger RNA, 1606 nt
Organism: Drosophila santomea
Lineage: Eukaryota; Metazoa; Arthropoda; Insecta; Diptera; Drosophilidae
Gene: trus
Product: programmed cell death protein 2-like
Exons: 3
Coding region: 82-1539 (485 amino acids)
Cellular component (GO): cytoplasm
Source: RefSeq, a predicted model, not a curated record